Molecule: messenger RNA, 543 nt
Organism: Coccomyxa subellipsoidea C-169
Lineage: Eukaryota; Viridiplantae; Chlorophyta; Trebouxiophyceae; Coccomyxaceae
Exons: 4
Coding region: 1-543 (180 amino acids)
Source: RefSeq, a predicted model, not a curated record
AUGCGGUGCAGGUAUCCUAGGCCCAGCGUCACUGUCGAUGCUGCAAUUGUGGCAGAGCCUGAGAACGGCAAGCCUGCGCAACUGCUACUGAUACAGCGGAAGAACCCACCUUGUAAAGGACAGUGGGCGCUGCCUGGGGGCUUUGUGGACGAGAAUGAGCCGCUGGACAAGGCAGCUGCACGGGAAUUGCAGGAGGAGACAUCUGUCGAUCCGUCAGACGUGCUCCUGAUGCAGGUUGGGGCAUUUGGCGACCCUGGCAGGGAUCCUCGGGGGUGGUGUGUAUCAGUGGCCUAUGCUGCCCUCGUGCCAUCAUCCAGCAUGGGCGUCAAGGCUGCGGACGAUGCCUCGGAGGCAGAGUGGUUUGAUGUCAGGGAUCUGCCACAGCCGCUAGCUUUUGACCACAAGCUCAUCGUGCGAACCGCGUUCCAUCAUCUGAUGCAGCAGUCAGCUGUCCAAGGCGCGCACUUGCUCUUGUUGGUGACUGGCAUGAAUGCCACAAGGAAGUUACCACACGUAAGGCUGGUGAUAAAUCAUUAUUCUUGA